CAUCAUUUUAUUCACAUGCAUAAACCUAUAAUAAACCUGCCAUCUGAAAAUAUGUAAUUAUAGUUCUAAAAUGAAAUCGACUCAUACUCGAAUUAUUGUCCAUAAUUGAUCAUUGUAUUUUUGAGUGUAGGGAAAAGAUACAAUAAUAGUUUGUAUUAGGUAGGGAAAGAGUUUAUCAAGACACUUUCAUAGAGUCCAUAAAAAUAAGAUUGGAAAAGAUGUUGGACUAUGGAGAAUUUUUUUGUCACCACAUUUAUAUAUUUAAAAUGUUUGGAUUGUGGAAACCAGAUCCGAAAAUGAAACUAAAAAAUCUCUACUUAAUAUACACCACACUUUGUAUUAGCACUUGGAUAUUGUUUCUUCUUUCUCAAUUUAUUUACAUGUACAAAAAUUUGGGUAACGUCGAAGAAGUUGUUUCCGUUUUGUUUCUAUCAGGACCGUUUAUUGUUAAUUUAUUCAAAAUGCUAAAGAUAUACAGUAAUUUUGAAUCCAUAAAAAUGCUACUGAAAAAUUUAAACAAUCCUCUGUUUCAACCCAAUUGUGAUAAACAUUUCGAAUGUGCUGAAAAGAGCAGAAAAUUCCAUAGAAAUUUCUUUUAUUUGUGUUUGUAUCUCGGUGUACAAACCUAUUUGUUCUUUUUAAUACUCCCUUUUUUAAGGAAGGAAAAAAUGAUACCCACUCCAGGUUGGUUUCCAUUUGAUUACAAUCAUUCUCCAUGCUACGAAAUGGUUUUUAUUUUUCAAAAUAUAGUGGUUUUUUGGAACGACAUCAUUUGCUUGAAUUUGGAUACGUUUACAUCUGGAUUGCUGAUGCAAAUUGGAAUGCAAUGUGACUUUCUGAGUCAUAGUUUGAACAAUUUGAGUGCAUAUAGAGUUCGGAAUGGAAUUUUGGUGGAACAAAAUAAUAUUGCAGAAACAUCGCUUUGUAGAAAAACAUUUAGUGAAAUUGUCAUGGAGAAUUUAGUUGUAUGCAUACAACAUCAUAAGAAAAUUAAACGAACCGCAAAUGAAAUUGAAAAACUUCAUAAGAAAACGGUUUUUAUACUUUUCCUAGGAGGUGGUAUGAUAAUAUGUUCGGGCUUGUUUCAACUGUCUACGGCAAAACUUGGCAGCAUCCAAAGCUUUAUGUUAAUUUCCUAUACUGCUUGUAUGCUAAUCGAACAAUUCAUGUAUUGUUGGUUUGGUAAUGAAGUUAUAGACAAAAGUAGUAAGAUAUUCAAUAGUGCUUACAAUAUCCCCUGGAUUCAAUGCGACAUGAAAGUAAAAAGAACUCUUCUACAAUUCAUGACGUUGACUAAGUAUCCAAUAAAAUUAAAAGUUGGUGGUAUGAUAGUAAUGUCAAAUGCUGUUUUUGUAUCAGUCGUGAAAUCUUCAUACUCGAUUUUUACAUUGCUUAAAAAAAUUCAAAAGUAAGUUACUGGCCACUUUUGCAUGAUUUCCUGCUAUAUUCUAUACGAGUACACACACGCAUAUUUAAU
Molecule: messenger RNA, 1477 nt
Organism: Phyllotreta striolata
Lineage: Eukaryota; Metazoa; Arthropoda; Insecta; Coleoptera; Chrysomelidae
Source: the annotation of a GenBank genome assembly